GCGGAGCCUGGGCAAGGGGCCGGCUCAGAUUCAGGCUAUAUUGGGAAGGGUGCUUGCGUUUACUGACAGCUUAUCAUGGAGGCGAACGAGUUUGGACCCCAGGGUUUUCCGGAGCUGAAGAAUGACACCUUCCUGCGAGCAGCUUGGGGAGAAGAAACAGACUACACUCCCGUUUGGUGCAUGCGGCAGGCAGGCCGCUACUUACCAGGUCAGGUCAGGGCCUCUGAGACUAGAGUUUAGGGAGACUCGGGCUGCCCAGGACUUUUUCAGCACUUGUCGCUCCCCGGAGGCUUGCUGUGAACUGACUCUACAGCCACUGCGUCGCUUCCCUCUGGAUGCUGCUAUCAUCUUCUCCGACAUCCUUGUUGUACCCCAGGCACUGGGCAUGGACGUGACCAUGGUGCCUGGCAAAGGGCCCAGUUUCCCAGAGCCGUUAAGAGAAGAGCGGGACUUAGAGCGUCUCCGGGAUCCAGCAACAGUGGCCUCUGAGCUGGGCUAUGUGUUCCAGGCCAUCACCCUCACUCGACAACGGCUGGCUGGGCGUGUGCCAUUGAUCGGCUUUGCUGGUGCCCCGUGGACUCUGAUGGCAUACAUGGUUGAGGGUGGCGGCUCAAGCACCAUGGCUCAGGCCAAGCGCUGGCUUUACCAGAGACCACAAGCCAGUCACCGGCUGCUUCACAUCCUCACUGAUGCUCUCGUCCCGUAUCUGGUGGGACAAGUGUCUGCUGGUGCCCAAGCAUUGCAGCUCUUUGAGUCCCAUGCAGGGCAUCUUGGCCCACAGCUCUUCAAUAAGUUUGCAUUGCCUUACAUCCGUGAUGUGGCCAAGCGAGUGAAGGUUGGGCUGCAGGAGGCAGGCCUGGCACCAGUGCCCAUGAUCAUCUUUGCUAAGGAUGGACAUUUUGCCCUGGAGGAGCUGGCCCAGGCUGGCUAUGAGGUGGUUGGGCUUGACUGGACAGUGGCCCCAGAGAAAGCACGGGACCGUGUGGGGAAGACGGUGACCCUGCAGGGCAACCUGGACCCCUGUGCCCUGUAUGCAUCUAAGGAGGAGAUUGGGCAGAUGGUGGAGCAGAUGCUGAAUGACUUUGGGCCACAGCACUACAUUGCCAACCUGGGCCAUGGACUUUACCCUGACAUGGACCCAGAACAUGUGGGGGCCUUCGUGGAUGCCGUGCACAAACACUCACGUCUGCUUCGACAGAAUUGAGCAUACACCUUUUCCCUGAAGUACCACUAACAAAAAUGAUUGUUUCCAGGAGAAUAAAAGUUCCAGAGUUGGAGUCUCA
Camelus dromedarius (Arabian camel) is the source of this 1283-nucleotide messenger RNA. RefSeq names its product uroporphyrinogen decarboxylase (gene UROD). Gene Ontology annotation, molecular function: uroporphyrinogen decarboxylase activity. The coding region runs from base 122 to 1204 and encodes 360 amino acids. The record is from RefSeq and is a predicted model, not a curated record. The transcript has 10 exons. NCBI's taxonomy places the organism in Eukaryota, Metazoa, Chordata, Mammalia, Artiodactyla, Camelidae. Gene Ontology annotation, biological process: heme biosynthetic process. Gene Ontology annotation, cellular component: cytosol.